AUGACCUCAUCAGCCACACCUUCUAACCUGGGACUGGAGGACCUGAGGCCCAUGUCACGAGGAAUCAACAUCAUUCCCAGAAGCAAGACUGCUUCUCAGACAUCCAGCCGAGAUACUCAGAGGAGGAAUACCCUCAAGUGUGACUCCGCCUCCUCUGUGCAGUCGGUGGCUGACGAGAGUCUGUCUUUAGUGGACAUUGAGAGCAUGCUCUUACACAAAGUGAAGGACCGAAAAGAUGACUUGAAGGCAGCUUUCCGUGCCUUUGACCAGGAGGGCAGUGCCACUAUUACUAAAGGGGAGUUUCGCCGAGUUAUUGAGGGCUUUCUUGUGCCACUCACUCAGUCUCAGUUUGAUGGCCUGUUUGUAAAGGUCCCAAAAAGAAGGAAUGGAACUAUACCCUAUAUGGAAUUCCUACAACAAUACUGCAAGGUCUCAUCAGCACCAAAUAGGAGCAUGUCAUGCUACAGAGUUCCAUCUGGUAGUGGAAGUCAGCGCAGUUGGCCGCUUGGAGAGCUGCAGUGCCGCUUGAAGGACAAGAUUGGAGGCAAUUUGAAAAAGAUUACAAGGGCUUUUCGCCUGUUUGAUUAUAACCGGGAUGGACAAAUCCAGCAGCAUGAACUGCGGAGAGUUCUGGAGAGUUACUGCUUUCCUCUGAGCCAGCAGGAGUUUCACAGGCUAUGGGUACAUUACAGCCCAAAUAACUCACAGACGAUAUCCUACAAAGAGUUUCUUGAGAGGCUUGGUGUUGAUUGUGAGAACUACCGGAAAAUUGCACCGGACUCUGCAAAGCUUGCUUUGAACUGGGAUGCAGUUAGCCGGUCUAAAGCAAGACCCAAGAGCAGAACAUCAGCUUGGGAGACUUCAUCUGUGACCCAGUAUAGUUUAGAUGAACUUCACACCAUGUUUCUUAAGAAAAUGAGUUUAAAUUAUCAUGUUGUGCAGAAAGCACUUCAAGCAUUAGAUAUCACAGACAGCGGUAUUGUCUCCUAUGAUGACCUGAAGUCAGUUCUGAACAGUUUCCUAUUUCCAAUCAAUCACAAUUCAUUUUUGGGCCUGUUAAAUAGAUUUGGAGUGAACCUUGCAGAGCCUGUACAGUGGAGAAAAUUCAUUGCUCUCUUCAGGGAAGAGGAACAGAUGUUACCUGCUGUGAAAGAUGCAGGUCCUGCUGCCUGUAAGCUGUCCAGUAUUGAAGAAGUCUUGCCAAAAUUACGUGAACAGAUACUUGAGGUGUUUCCUCAUCUGAAGAGGGCCUUUCUGGUGUUUGAUGAUAACAGAACUGGGCUGGUCAGCCGAGGUGAUCUGCGGAGGCUGCUGGAGAGUCUGACUUUCACCCUGACAGAUGAGCAGUUCAGAGGACUGACAGAACUCCUCCAUGUGCCACAUUCGGGCUCCAUCAGCUAUCAACGCAUCCUGGACUUUUUUCAAAAGGAAAGGCCAGCAGUAGUGGUUCAGGAACAGAUCGGUGAAUCUACAGAGAAGCCAGAGGCUCAGACCCAACCUACUGCUGAUUCUCCUUCAGUCACAGCAACGUGGACUGUAGUGGAAGGGGUUCUUAAGGAGCAGCUAUCUGAGCAUUACUCUUCACUGAUGUCAUCUCUAAGCGAGACAGACCCAACUCAGAGCUGCACCGUUCCUCCUGAAGACCUGAGAAAGCUCCUCCAGCAGUAUGGACUGCCACUGUCUGAUAGCCACUUUAACAAGCUCUGUGAACCUUUCAUGGAGUCUGGAGCAGUGAACUAUAAGUUGUUAUUAAUGAGCCUUGGCAUGUCCUUGAGGAACGGCAAGACAAAGAGCGUACACAAGGGUCUUUGCUUGAUUGAGAGAAAACAGAGUGCUUAUCAAGCUAAUAUGGAGAGUGUUAAAAAGCAAGCUGUGGUGGACGUUGUUCUGAAGAAGCUCAGAGACAGGUUGCAGAUGCGUGGGCUCACACUUCAUCAGUGUCUGAUGGACACCAACAGAAGCUCUGCAUCAGUACUUGACCUGAGAGACUUCCAGAAGAUUCUGGAUGAUUGUAGAAUUUCCAUGCAAGUACAACAAUUCCAGGCUCUCAUCCAAACUCUUGGUUUCAUCAAUGGACAGAUCUCCUUUUCAGACUUAAUAGACAAAUAUGAAGAUGCCAUAGCAAAAGAAAACAACGAAGGGCAUCAAACAAUCUUAAAUAAUGUUAAGGCUGAGACUUUUAUGUCUGCAGAGGACUGUUUAAAUCAGCUCGAGGAACGCAUCAAAGAAUGCCACAGGGAUGUUUUAACAGCUUUCCGACUGAUGGACAGAAACAGAGACGGGCUGGUGAACUACAGUGACUUCAGAGUGCUGUUUGACAGCCUGAGAUUCGUGGUUAAAGAAAAAGAGUAUCAGAAACUGCUCGAGCUGCUGGGCUUUAAAUCUGGCUCGACUCUUAACUACGCUGAGUUCCACACCAAGAUUCGUUCUGACAGGAAAACCGGAGCUAAUCUCAUCAAUAGUAUGACAGCUGAUCAGUUACUCGAUCGAGCUUGUGAACAGGUUCAUGCCUAUCUCGUGGCCACUGCACACACAAGAGGGUCCGAGCUCUCAAAGGCUUUUACACUAUAUGGUGAAGAUGGUGAAAGCAAGAUCACCAAGAAAGAUCUGAGGCAUGUACUUUACAAGUACUACUUGCCCAUUUCUCCAAGAGAAUUUGAGAAAAUAUGGGCGAGGUAUGAUGAUGAUGGGAAAGGAUACGUCACUCAGACAGAGUUCCUGAACAAGUUGAAUAUCACUCCACAUGAGUCUACACAGUCUCCAGCAGGAAAAACCAUCUACAGAGCAGCCUCACAAAACCUUCUAACUGAGACAGAACUGCACAAUCUAAAGCAGUGUUUAAAGCUCUGCUUUGAGGAUGUGCGCCAGAGUCUGGUGGAACUGGAUAAGAGGGGAGAUGGUCAUGUGACAGUUAUGGACCUGUUAGCUCUGUUACGGACACAUGGAUUCCAGAUCGAGGAUCAUCAAUUAUUGGGUCUAAUCAACAAUCUUGGACUUGAUGUAUGCAAGCUGUCAUACCGUGAUUUUCUAGACUGUAUUGCUGGGCCAAGAGUCAGUAACAGGUCUGUUAUGGCGUCUCCAGUCAGUCCAUCCAUGAUGUCUUCUGUAACAGGAGAUAGGGUAGAAAAUCUCAGCCCUGAGAGAGCCUUACAGAAGGUCAAAGAACUUGUCACAAACUCCUCGGAUACUCUAUCCAAGGCAUUCACAGCAUUUGAUAAAACCCGAAGUGGCAAGAUAGCUCAAGCAGAAUUUCGGCGAGUGCUGGAUCAUUUUUGCAUCAAGCUCUCCAACAUGCAAUACAGACACCUGCUAGCUAAGCUGUCGAUCAAAGAAGAGGAAAGCAAGGUGGACUGGAAGCAGUUUCUACACAUCUUCAAUCUUCACAAUCAAGAAACAUCUGAGGAAUGGCUGGAGAAAAUCAACAAGGUACACUUCCCUAACCAGACAUGUCUUCUGCCAAUGAGUGAUAUACUAGGACGGAUCCAGGAGGUUGUUUCUGCUCGCAUUUAUACGAUCACCAAGGAAAUGGUGGAUAUAGAUUAUGCUGGUGUACAAACGAUUGCAAAAGAGGGCUUCAGGACCAUUUGUGACCACCACUUCAUGAGACUCACUGAUGAACAGUUUGAAGCUUUGUGGAAAAUGUUGCCCAUCAAUCUCUUUGGAAACCUGGAUUACCGUGAGUUCCUGAAGAAGUUCAGUCGAGAACCAGUAGCUCAGGGAAGUGCUAGAGGAUCACCUUCUCCAAAUCCAUCACAGAGAUCAGCUGUUGCUGUCCCACAGUGCCCGAAAACAGCACCCUGCAACCUUGGGAGAAGUAAGUCAUUAGGCCCAGAGCAGCUCAGGGCUUCCUCUGCAGUCUGUGGACACUCUGCAGUGAGCACACUGUCGAACUCUGAAGCUGUGGAGAAGAGGUUGCGCUCCCAGAUCCGAUCCUGCUGGCGAGAGGUCCAGAGGCGGUGCAGGGAGACCGACACGAGGAGCAAUGGGGAGAUCAAUGUCGAGACUUUCUUAGGCAUACUGGAGGAUUUCCGUAUUAGCCUUACACAGUCUCAGUUUGAGCAGCUGUCUGAGAAGUAUAACAUCAAAAGCAAGGAGCGUCUUUCCUACCCAGAAUUCCUGCAGCACUUUGUGCUCACGCUCAAACCUCAAGCCAACACUUUCAGCCGUAGACGCAAACUGCACAUGCCAUCAACGAUGAGUUCAGGACCGAUGAGUAAGCAGUGCAUGUAUACCUUGCUCAGGCUGUGUCCUUCUGUCCAGCUUUACUGGAGGACCAUGAAGCAGGCAUUUAUCUCCUGUGACAAGGACCGCACAGGAAAGAUUUCUCUUCAGGAUUUCAGAAAAGUUUUGAGGCAGUACAACAUCAGUCUCUCAGAGGAAGAUGUCUUUCAUCUUACAUCUUUCUUUGAUAAGAACAUCUCAGGACGUAUUUCAUACAAUGAGUUUCUGAGCAUUUUACAGAAAUGA
Molecule: messenger RNA, 4467 nt
Organism: Neoarius graeffei (lesser salmon catfish)
Lineage: Eukaryota; Metazoa; Chordata; Actinopteri; Siluriformes; Ariidae
Gene: efcab6
Product: EF-hand calcium binding domain 6
Exons: 30
Coding region: 1-4467 (1488 amino acids)
Cellular component (GO): nucleoplasm
Molecular function (GO): calcium ion binding
Source: RefSeq, a predicted model, not a curated record